AUGGGAUCGUCGUCGGCAAACAAAAAGCAUGCAUCGACCUCGUCAGCACCUUCCAACGACGUGCGUGCACCGCAUGCAGAUACCAACCGUCUCCUGAAUGACAUGGCGCCGCAGCUUAUGACGCCGGCGAUGAUGAAUGCCAUGGCUCGCAUAAGUCUGCAGUCGACUCCGAUCGCGACGACGCGCGAUCCCUUUCCACUGCAGCGAGCGACGCUUCUCCUAGCGCCGCGGUUCUCGAUGGAGAAUCCCGCUCGCUCUCUCGCCCGCAUCAGUAGCUCCCUCCUUCAAUUCUCGGGCCUAAGUAAACACAGCAAGUCAGGACGCGAGCAGCAACGCACUCCCAUCACGUCCAUGGAUGUCGGUGUGCUUGAGGAAAGCCAGCGCAUUCUCGCGACGGCCGACGCCGAUUUAGACGCCUCUCUCGACACGUCGUUGCUUGAUGACGACAAUGACACGAGCGACGUCGCUGCCGCAGCUGAUGCACCGGUGUCCCUAUUUCGCGGCUACAAAGCAACAGUGCCACAGGUGUCUACAAGCAAAACACGCCGGCGUCAGCUCCAAGCGUCGGAAAAUAUUCGGCGAAGCAAGCACGAGCCCCACUUGCUCUCACUGCAAGAGCUCGAGGUCCAAGACAGAGACAUGCUGGCAGAGCGGCGCAAUUUGGAAAUUCGUCGCGCACUUUACCAUGCGGAAAUCGUGCACGUAGAUGCCAAGAUUGCCGCGCUGGAGGCAACGAAAGCUUCCCUCCAACAAAAGCUCCUGCACGUCCGAGAAGAAGAGCUGGAACUGGACGACGAGCGACAAGGCGUGUCGGAGCUCUUGGAGCUCCAAAGGCACCGGCGUGCAAUGCCUGGCGGCCGCGGCCUAGAUGCUGGCACUGUCCUGCCCAUCGGUGCUGGUAGCAGUCGCUGGCGAAAGACGCCCGUGUUCCUGCCGAGCGAGCAUGACGACUUGCCGCAUGGCAUUGCGUUCAUGAGUCUCAAUCUCGAGACCGGUCCCAUUACCGCCUUGGACUUUUCCGAGCCGUAUGGCACACUCAUAUCUGCCGCUUUGGAAGACACAGUGCGUGUGUGGGACCUGUCUACAGGUGAGGAUGUAGGCCGUCUUCGAGGACACACAGACACAGUCAAGUGCCUACAGGUGGAAGAUGAGCUGUGCGUGAGUGGCUCUCUCGACAGUACGUUGCGUGUGUGGGAUCUGCGGCGUGUCGAUGCGUUUGAGACUGCAUGCCGUGCACGGAUGGAAGGUGAUGGUCAAGACGUGCCCGAGGCAGAUGACCCGUGCAUUCGCACACUUGCAGGCCACAGCCGAGGGAUCACCGCACUGGCAUUUGACCACGAAACUCUUGUAUCGGGUGCUGCUGACAAGACACUCCGUCAAUGGGACCUCGAGACCAGUCAGUGUGUGCUGACGAUGGACAUCCUGUGGGCCAUGUCCAACCCUAGCACGUCAGUGGAUUUGCGCGUGCCACUUGAGUCAUCUGCGCCACUCUUAGACCCAUUGCAUGGGGCAAAUCAGUUUGCUGGUCCCUUCUCGUACCCGCAGCCGCCCUAUGAAGACGGCAGCUGGGAGAUGUACACGGACUUUGUGGGCAGUGUCCAGUUCUGGGGCUUCGCCCUCGCGAGUGGCUCCGGCGACGGUGGCGUGCGCCUAUGGGAUCUGCGGACAGGCCAGGCUCAUCGCACUCUGCUUGGCCACACGGCGCCCAUUACGUGUCUGCAGUUCGACGACACUCACCUCAUCUCCGGCUCGCUAGACAAGACCAUUCGCGUGUGGGAUCUUCGGAGUGGUCACGUGCUUGAGACCCUUCAUUACGACUACCCAGUGACCGCAUUGCAGUUUGACUCGCGCAAAAUUAUCGCAGCGGCUGGAGCAUGUGCUGUGGACGUGUACAACCGGACAAGUGAGAAGCAUAGCUCUCUCAUAAAACACGGGCAUACGGCGCCGGUGGAACGUCUCCGGUACAUGGACCGCUACGCGGUCACAGGUGGCCGGGACAGCUGCAUCAAAGUGUGGAGUUUGUAG
This is a messenger RNA of Malassezia globosa CBS 7966, 2025 nucleotides long. RefSeq lists its product as uncharacterized. The transcript has a single exon. The coding region runs from base 1 to 2025 and encodes 674 amino acids. Gene Ontology annotation, molecular function: protein binding. NCBI's taxonomy places the organism in Eukaryota, Fungi, Basidiomycota, Malasseziomycetes, Malasseziales, Malasseziaceae. The record is from RefSeq and is a predicted model, not a curated record.